Osmia bicornis bicornis is the source of this 651-nucleotide messenger RNA. RefSeq names its product mitochondrial import inner membrane translocase subunit Tim9 (gene Tim9a). The transcript is spliced from 2 exons. The record is from RefSeq and is a predicted model, not a curated record. Bases 153 to 431 code for a protein of 92 amino acids. NCBI's taxonomy places the organism in Eukaryota, Metazoa, Arthropoda, Insecta, Hymenoptera, Megachilidae.
ACUACGCCGGACGCCGGACACGUGUUUUAUUAGAGAACAGUUUUAUUCUAACCUUAAAGUCAUUCCCGUCAAUAUUUUGUCUAGUCUUUUGAGGUGCAUCAGUAAUAAAUUUGGGUGAAUAUUUUUCCAUAGAAAAUAUAUAAUUUAUUACAAUGGCAAUGCAAAUUCCUGCAAACGUGGAUUCUGAUCAAAUUAAAUCUGUUCGAGACUUUGUGGCGUCCUAUAACAAAUUAAUAGAAAUUUGUUUUGUUGACUGUAUAACUGAUUUCACUUCACGAGAUGUUCAAUCGAAGGAAGAAAAGUGUGCUCUAAAUUGUAUGGAGAAAUAUUUGAAGAUGAAUCAAAGAAUUUCACAACGAUUUGAAGAAUUUCAAAUGCUUGCUAAUGAAAAUGUAAUGGCAGCACAGAAAAAAAUAAAUGAAGGUAGAUAAUUUUGAACAUUAACGUAAAUAAAAUUAUGUGUUCAUUGAUUUUUCAAACGCGAUACCGUAGAAAUUAUUUCGAAUUCGAUAUUUUAAUGCAUUUCUCUUUUAGUUUGUUAAAUUAUAAGUAAUAUAGAUAAAAUUAAAGAAAUAAAAAUAAUAAACGUUACUUAUAUAACAACAAUGUAUUACCUUGUAUGUAAUACAUUAAAUAAAUGCGUAAAAUCAA